UCAAUGUCAUUUGGAUUGUAAAUGGGGAUGGUUCCUUGUUUUGCCUAGGUGUACUAAUAUUGAUUUUUCAAAACUAAUUAUCAAUAGCUAAGUUUUAAAUCACAGUUCAUAUCCUAAAUAUCACGUUAAUAGUUGUAGUUACAAUUUACAAUGUCGGCGAAACUUCAUGAAGCCCAAGAGCACUGUAAAGCUGCCGAGAAAUUUUUGAAAACAUCUCUGCUGCGAUGGAAGCCAGAUUAUGAUUCUGCUGCUGACGAGUAUAGCCAGGCAGCACAGUGUUACCGCAUAGCUCGAGACUUGAACAAGUCCAAGGAGUGUCACUUGAAGGCUUCCGAGUAUUACAAGAAAAAUCGGUCGUUCUUCCAUGCAGGCAAGGCUCUGGAGAAUGCCAUCAUUGUCAGUAAGGAGACCGCCACCCCUGAUGAUCUGUACUCGUUAGCAGUGGAGUCCUCAAGUUUGUACCAGCAGCACGGCUCCGGUGACUCUGGCGCCGGCGUCCUCGACAAGGCUGCUAAGAUCCUAGAAGAGAACUCACCAGAGCUUGCGGUCAAGCUGUUUCAGCAAGCCGCUGACGUGUCUUCAACAGAGAGCAGUCAACACCAGGGCUCGGAAUACAUCAGCAAGGCUUCCCGGAUUCUCGUCAAGCUUCAAAUGUACGAUCAGGCGGUGGACAGUCUGCGCCGUGAGAUCGGCUUCCACCAGGAAGCUGGCAAUACCGGAGCGGUUGGUCGGUUGACAGUCGCGAUAGUGCUUGUACAGUUGGCGAGGGGUGACGCGGUCGCCGCGGAGAAAGCUUACAAGGAAUGGGGCAACAACUGUGAGGUGCCAGAGAUGCAAACUAUUGAGCAGCUCCUCCAAGCGUACGACGAGGAGGACCGCGACUCCGCCAAGAGGGCGCUGGCGUCGCCCUUUAUCAGGAACAUGGACGUGGAGUACGCCAGGCUGGCGACCACCAUACCUCUGCCGGAGGGCAUUGACCCCGCCCCCAAAGCCAGCGUGAGGGAGAACGCUGCACCAUCGUAUGUUAGCGCCAACGCUGGUAAUGCCAUUAAACAUCAAGAAGACGAGGAAUCCCCAUACGAGACUGUUACGUAUCAAGAAAAGAAGGCGGAUGACCAAGAUGAGUUGUGUUAAACAUAUUCACACCCGUCGUUGAGCACAAGUCUUGUUUUAAUUAAAGUAUCGUAUAGUGAGAGCUGUGGCAAUAUACAGGGAAGGAGAUUUGACGUAUUAACACAUGGAAUUAAGCGCUGCAUGUCUAAUUAAAGAGAAAAUCAAGUGUGAAGCAAAAAAAAUAAUUUAGACAUUGGUAACGAUGGCACAUUCCAUGCUUCCCUUAACGUAAGAUGCGUAUGUUUAAUAAUUAUUGAAAUGAAAGUGUUAUAUAAUUUUAUUUUAUUAUUUUAACUAUUUAUUAAGCUUUAUGAUAUAUAGCAAGUUUAUUGAUAAGCUUUGAGUGUUAACUACGAUUUACACCGAACGCUGCGCGUCGGAGCUAAUUUUUGAUGUGUUAAAAAAAAUACUUGUUGAUUAAAAUUAUUUUGUUUAAUUUCUCUACCAAUUAGUAUGCGUGCGACUGCCAACAAUCGAGGAUUGACUACUAUUAUUAUUAUCAUAAGUUCUACAACCUUACGUAUUAACCGUCAAUCUCCGACCGGUAUUCAGUCCAAGCACGUUUUGCAAAAAAAAAAAGAAUCUGUUUUGUCAAGGAAAUGUAUAAGUCUUCACUGUAAUCUAAUGUCUAUAUUUGCAUCAAACAUACAAAUUAGAUAUUUAUUUACUAUUUAAGUAUGAAUAACCAAUAAAUAUCUAACUUGUUGACAUGCAGUUGUGUUGUGUGUUUUUUUUUUUUUCAAUGGAUGAAAAUGGUAUGGUAACCCCACCUGCGCUAUCGGUAUACGCUGGCGGGGCACUAGUGAGAGAUGAUAGGUGAAGGUGAAACCAGGUCAGUUAGCCCAUCAUGAAGAAUUCCGUGAGAAUUAACCAUGAUGGUUUUCAGGGGGAACCGCGUGGAGGUCGACCUGAUAGGGUAUGUUGCUAGCAAUGGAACUUCUAGAUCCCAUUACUAACAAUCCCUUUCCCCCCGCUGUGUAAGUGUUAAGCAACUUAUUUUACUUUGAAGACACUUUUAAUUUAUUUACUACAGUGUUAAAUGCGCUUCUAAGCUCGUCGUCCGGUGUAAAUUGUACUAUAGAGUUUAUAUUAUUAGUCAAGCGAAGUAUAUAUGUAUAUUAAAGCUAGCUAGGUGAUAGUUGAUGCCAUGACAAUAUCGUCAUUGCUGUUACGAAGCGACGGAAUUGUCUGUUAGUUUAUUGAAUAGAAAUUAUAUUAAAUUGCCUACAAGAUUUUUUAGCCAACUUUUGAAAAGAACGUUCACAAUUCUGAAUUGAUUUUCACAAUUUAAAUUUGUUAAGUCUCCUUUUGUUUUGGUCGUGUAAUACAAUAGUAUAUACAGUAUGUUACUAACGUAACCCAUUCCUCAAAUUUGGUAUUGAUAUUCAAGAUUUUUCUUUUGUUACUUACAAAAAAUUGUUACGUUAUAUUACAAAAAUAUUAAAAAAAAAUACGUAAAAAAGAAACUAUUUAUAUCUUCUCAAUGACACUACAUAAUACAAAAUAUGUACACAUAUAGUGUCGUUGAUAUGUUAUUUUUUUUUUCGGGAAUUUCAUCAAUCAAAUUAAAAAAGUAGGUUUUCGAUACGAUUGUAUUUUUUUUUUAAAUUUGUCACCUUAUAACUCCGUCAGUUUUUUCUUUUUUGAUGGGUGAAAAUGGUAUGGUAAUCCCGCCUGCGCUAACGGGAUACGCUGGCGGAGCACCAGUGAAGGGUGAUAGAUGAGAAUGAAAACAGGUCAGUUAGCCCAUCGUGAUGAAUUCAUCGGGAAUUAACUAUGGUAGUUUCCAGGGAGAACCGCGAGGAGGUUGACCUGGUUGGGUAUAUUGUUAGCAAUGGGAUUAUCAGUCUCCAUUACUAACAAUCCCUUUCCCCCCUAAUUUGUUUCAAUUUGCAAAAUUGCCUUUUAUAUGUAUACUCAGUUUGUCAUUUGACUUUACGUAACAAUCACACCAGUCUCCCAUUGGGGUAGGCAGAAACAAUAUAAUGCCAAACGAUACGAUUCAAACGGACCUUUUUUGGCUUCUCCGUAAUUUCUUAGGUUUUAUAAACGUUAAAUUCUGUCCGAUUAGAAUCUAUAAUUUAACAGUACAUUGUCUGAACGCUGAGCUAUUUUGAAAUAUUUAAUUAAUGUCACUAUUAAAAUAAAUAAUAUCUAAAUAUUAAUUAAUAAAUAAUUACAAUUAAAUGUGUUUUUCAUGGAACAUCGAAACGUUAAAUGAGUCAAUUGAACUCCGGUUCAAACUGACUCAUUGUUUGUUUGUUUACAGAUUUAAAGUUUUUAGGCAUCCUAGUUGUUUUUAAAAGACAUUAAUAUGUUUAUAUCGAUUUCGGAGUCGAUUCUGGGUUGCCAUUUCUCUAAAACUAUCUCUUAACCCUUUUUUUUUUUCGUUCCGUUUAUCCUAAAGGGAAAGGCAAAGGACUCUGCCCAUACAGCUCAUGUCUAUUCUCUCCAUUUGGUGUUUUAAUUUGACAGUUGCGUAAAAGUAUUGUUUUAUGGACGACAUUAAAACUAAAUUUAUACUAAUUUUAACUGAAUUCUAUUAAAAAUUUAGUACCUAUUGUUCUUUAGAAUAAAUAUUUCGCUAUAAUAUCAAAUUUUAGAGAUAAGUAAUGGCGUCUCAGAAACGACCCCUUACUGUCAAGUAUUUUUUUUUUGAUGGGUGAAAAUGGUAUGGUAACCCCGCCUGCGCUAACAGGUUACGCUGGCGGAGCACCAGUGAAGGGUGAUAGAUGAGAAUGAAAACAGGCCAGUUAGCCCAUCAUGAUGAAUUCAUCAGGAAUUAACCAUGAUAGUUUCCAGGGAGAACCGCGAGGAGGUAGAACUGGCUGGGUAUAUUGCUAGCAAUUGGAUUCUUAGUCUCCAUUAUUAACAAUCCCUUUUCCCCCCUGUCAAGUAUUUAUGUAUACACACAAGUUUGGAUGAAGUGGAUAACUCUGCACCUACACUAUAUAAUUGUAAUUUUUUAAAAUCAUUACAUGUAAUAGAGUGGUACGGAUAGAUUAAUAGCAUGUAUAGAGUAAUGCAUAUUUAAUGAAUAGAUAUAUAAUCCGCGCGGCGUAGAUGGAGAAUUUAAUAAUACAAUAUUUGCAAUUUCUAGUUUGUAGUUUGUUUUUUUUUUAUAUUGUUUUUGAAGUGAAAACGUUGUUAAACGCGUUGGUCAUUUUUUGAGAUGAGAAGAAAGUAUUAAAGUGGUGACACUGUUACCGUAACCGACACCUCUGUAUAUAAGUAUGUACAUAUAUGUGUAUGUACGUACAUAAAUACACAUGUACUGCGUCGCGUACUGCGCGGUUUUAGAGAUGUUUCCUCUCACGAACACUCUGGUUAUGGAAUGAGCUCCCUGCCGAGGUUUUCCCAAGAGACUACAGCAUGGGGUUCUUCAAAAGGGGGGUAAAGAGGUUUCAUCAGGGUCGGCAACGCGCGCGUAAUGCCUCUGGUAUUGCAGGUGUUCAUAGGCUACGGUAACCAUUUACCAUCAGGUGGGCCAUAUGCUUGUGUGCCACCUCAGUGGUAUAAAAAAAUGUAUGUUGGCAUUUUUUGAAAUGGGGAAAAAACCAUUGAACUCACGGUACUUUUGCCAUAACCGAUGGUACUUUUGAUGAUUAAAAAAAUACACACGUAAUUGUUUCAGUUUUCACUUCUAUCAGCACUCCCGGAGUGUCACUGUUUUUUUUAUUGUACUAAAUU
Messenger RNA from Galleria mellonella (greater wax moth), 4803 nucleotides. Its product is annotated as gamma-soluble NSF attachment protein-like. The record is from RefSeq and is a predicted model, not a curated record. Lineage: Eukaryota; Metazoa; Arthropoda; Insecta; Lepidoptera; Pyralidae. Gene Ontology annotation, biological process: intracellular protein transport. The coding region runs from base 151 to 1134 and encodes 327 amino acids. Gene Ontology annotation, molecular function: soluble NSF attachment protein activity; syntaxin binding. The transcript is spliced from 9 exons. Gene Ontology annotation, cellular component: vacuolar membrane; SNARE complex.